CCAGAUGUCAAGAGCAGAUGCAAGACAACAGCAGACGAAAUGAAACUCGGCGUGAGUUGAUUCAAGUCAUUCACGUGUACCAACUUACCGAGCAUUUGCAGUGCGUACACAGAAAUAUUGGGUAAAGUUCUGACGAAGCGGUGGUACAGUUCAUAUUUAAUUAUGAUUUAACGCGCCGCAAGGUGGCACAGUAAUGGAGCAAGUCAAGACUGAAAGCUUAGCAGGAGGAAAUGACACGAACGACGCGCAAGUGAACGCUAGCGAUUGUGACCACGAUUUCGACCCCCAAAAGGACGAAGUGAGUCGAAUGUCUUUUGUAGAACUUCAGGAAUAUCUAGAAGCGAAUGCAAAGCUCAUAUCCAAAAAUCGAAGAAAAAAGCUGAUAAAAAGAUUGGAGUGGCUCAGGCACCGACCAGAGCGAAGGGCGCUGCAGAAAGAAAAACAGAAAAGAAAAAGAGCAGAAGCUAAGGAGUCUCCAAGUGAGCAGCCAGAAUGCAAGAAGCAAAAGAUAACAAAAAUGGAAGACUCCUCUUGCAAGAUAAAAAUUGCUAUCGACUUGUCUCUCGACCAUCAUAUGACAGACAGGGAACGGAUGAAGUGCUUGAAGCAGCUGCAGAGGUGUUACUCACUGAACCGUAGGGCCCCUGACCCUGUUCAGUUGUUCCUAACGGGCAUGGGAGGAUCGUUCAAGUCUCACAAGGUCGCGAUCAAUGGCUUUGACAACUGGGAUGUCCACUUCUCUGAUGCUGACCACGCAGCAUGUUUUGGGAAAGAGAAUGUUGUCUACUUGAGCAGCGAGUCCCCAAACGAACUGUCGGAUCUUGAAGAAGGAAAAGCCUAUGUUAUCGGUGGGCUUGUCGACCACAACCGUUGUAGGGGGCUGUGCCACAAGCUUGCCGAAGAACAGGGAAUCCAGCAUGCCAGAUUGCCAAUUGACAGCAACUUGGUGCUGAAGACCAGAAAAGUGCUCACCAUUGACCAGGUGUUCCUAAUCCUGUUGAAAGUUACGCAAGGCCUUGACUGGAAAGAUGCAUUCCUCGAAACCAUCCCGCAGCGAAAGGGUGCCAUUGCCAUUGAGAACUUCGUUGACUCCUGCGACUCUGUCAGUGCUGACACGGACAGUUCUUGCGAUAAGCAGUCUGCAUGACUGCUUCAGCCAACCAAUAAACGGUCUCUUACGUGU
This is a messenger RNA of Ornithodoros turicata, 1183 nucleotides long. RefSeq names its product tRNA methyltransferase 10 homolog A-like. The transcript is spliced from 7 exons. Lineage: Eukaryota; Metazoa; Arthropoda; Arachnida; Ixodida; Argasidae. Gene Ontology annotation, molecular function: tRNA binding. Gene Ontology annotation, cellular component: nucleus; nucleoplasm. Gene Ontology annotation, biological process: tRNA N1-guanine methylation. The record is from RefSeq and is a predicted model, not a curated record. The coding region runs from base 194 to 1147 and encodes 317 amino acids.